Molecule: messenger RNA, 5354 nt
Organism: Aethina tumida (small hive beetle)
Lineage: Eukaryota; Metazoa; Arthropoda; Insecta; Coleoptera; Nitidulidae
Product: probable sodium/potassium/calcium exchanger CG1090
Exons: 11
Coding region: 931-2808 (625 amino acids)
Biological process (GO): intracellular calcium ion homeostasis; calcium ion transmembrane transport
Cellular component (GO): membrane
Molecular function (GO): calcium channel activity; calcium, potassium:sodium antiporter activity
Source: RefSeq, a predicted model, not a curated record
AUUUGACAACAAAUUAAAUUCUAUUUGAAACUGUUUAACAUAAUUUAAUUGUUUCUAUAAUAAAUCAUUUUUUUAAUCUGAUUUUUAAAUGUUUUAUAUUUUUACAUAUUCUGUAAUCUUUUCUCUGUUCUCUGUCUUUCGUCUUCUGUACUCUGUAAUAAUAUUACAUUAAUAUUAAUUAAAAUUGUAUUUCACCACGUACAGAGUUUUAAAUCAAUGUUAUAAUGAUUAUUCAAAAUAUAAAAAUUGAGCAAACAUACUAAAAUCAAAUUGAAUGCGAAUUUGACCAUUUGACUUUGCAGUUCAAUGAAAUGGCCCAAUUCAUGAAAGCAUUUCGAUAGAAUGAUUGUCAGAGUCAUCAAUCGUGUAAAUGUCGACAUCUCGUCCUCCAAUCCCAACCCUAAACACCCACUUAACAAACGAUUGGAAUAUUUUAAAUGACCCCAAUUUGUGUGAAUUUAUUUCGUAUUUUAAUGUAUAAUGAUAAAAAAAGGAUAAAAACAUUGAGAGACAAUUUAGACGUUUGUAAACAUUCUUUCGAAUGGCCCCGUACGAUUGGUGAAGUCCGCGAAUCCGGAGUCGUUCGAUGCGAACCCGCCAUCCCGGAGCCUUAGGUUCGCCAACGCUCUGGCAACAAUUUCUGGUCGAGUGUGGCCCCCUGGCGAAUUCGCAUGCGCCAAUAGGCCAAUCCGAAACAGUGAACGGAAUUGGAAACAACGACGGGGAACACGGAGCCGUAGUCCAUCGUUCAAUCCGGGCGCGACUCAUCACCGCUCCUCUUGCAGGACUCCACACCAAUCUGGACUCCUGCCACUGUUAUAAAAAAAUCGCGGCCGAUCUGUGGUUUUGUGGUGAGCCGUUCCGAAGGGUUUUUAAUAGUUCGGUUGGACGGGAUUCGGAUUCUGCAGCAGCUCACGCUAAUUGCAGAAAAUGCGACGAACAAGUCGUCACAAAUUCCUAAAAAUAACAAUAUUCUUUCUCUUCUACUGCAUAAUCUACGGCCUGUGUGCGAACUCCAACGACGAAAAACCCCAUCAAAAUGAACACCCACCGGAGGAAAAAGUCGAUAAAGCGAAAGAAGUGAAAGAACCCGAAGCGGCGACCGAAAAAACCACCACAACUUCGACCACCACAACCACCACAACGACGACGACGACCACAGCAAAGCCAACCACAACGAAGCACACGUCGACUGUCAGGACCACGACGCCGAAACCUGUCACCACAAAGGCGACGACGACGGUCAAGCCGAAAACGGAAACCACCACCCUCAAACCCACCAUUCGUCCCACCUCCGAGGCGAACUCCACCGAAAAAAAUGUCACCGAGGAUUGCACACCGCCGGCAAUCAAACAGUUCCCGCAUCCUUUAAUAAGCCCUUCGGCGCGGAAACACGGAGCCCUCCUGAUACACAUUAUUGUGGCCGUUUAUAUGUUUCUGGGGCUGGCAAUUGUGUGUGACGAAUAUUUUGUCGCCUCUCUGGAUCGAAUAUGCGAAGAAUUGAAAAUGUCACCGGAUGUGGCCGGAGCCACGUUUAUGGCUGCUGGAAGUUCUGCUCCGGAAUUAGCUACAGUAAUUAUUGGAGUGUUUUUUGCUAAGGAUGACAUAGGAAUAUCUGGCGUGAUAGGUUCUGCAGUCUUCAACAUCAUGUUCGUAAUAUCUUCAUGUGCCCUGUGCUCGGGAGCCGUUGUUUAUUUGAACUGGUGGCCUUUAGUCAGAGACUGUUUCUUCUACGCAGUAUCAAUAUUGGUAAUGCUGUUCGUCAUAUUUGAUGAAUACAUUUCUUGGGGUGAAUCCUUGGUAAUGAUAAUAACAUACCUGAUCUACUGCGUGGUGCUGCAUUUCAACACUGAGCUUGAAAAGUGGGCGCAUACAUUACCUGUACCGUUCAAACCAGCAGCUCCGUGUGAGCAAUCUGGGUUGGUGACUUACAAGACGUUGGAUGAUGAGGGUAAGCCUCCGAAUUACGGAAUCCAUCCGGACUACAGCAUUAAUCCGGACCAGAUGUGGGAAAACGGAGAACAAAGUUUUGGAAGUCAGCUUAGCGGUCCGGCGCUUAAUCAAGCCACUACCGAACCUCCACCACCACCACCAGCAGCCCCCGCACCUAGUGGUCCCGUACAACAAGAUUAUUACAGGCCUAAAGAAUACAAUCCCGAAACCGCGGUAGAUCCUUUAGUAAAACCCACCGAAGGUGGUACUUAUGCGGAGAUCUCCUGGGCGGUGGUUUAUCCCAUCCAUUACUUGUGCAGGAAGACCAUGCCCGACUGCAGGAGCGAACGGUACAAGAAUUGGUACCCGUUCACCUUCUUCGUCUCCAUGGUUUGGAUAUCUUUCUACUCAUAUUUUAUGGUGUGGAUGAUAACCAUCAUUGGGUACACUUUGGGAAUCCCAGACACAGUUAUGGGCUUGACUUUUGUGGCGGCCGGAGUGUCAGUGCCCGACGCUUUGUCCAGCAUAGCCGUGAUUAAGGAAGGGUAUGGCGACAUGGCGGUGUCCAACGCAGUGGGAUCCAACGUCUUUGACAUUCUGAUAUGUUUGGGUCUUCCGUGGUUCAUAAAAACGGCAAUCAUUAGACCAGGAACUACUGUUAAAGUUAUUAGCAAAGGCCUCACGUAUUCUACAUUGUCUUUACUUUCAACUGUGGUAUUCUUGGUGGUGGCCACUCAUAUGAAUGGUUGGAAGUUGGACAAACGUUUCGGUAUAAUCCUGAUGGUUUGGUACUUAAUUUUCAUUACUUUCGCUAGCAUGUACGAACUAAACAUUUUCGGGCCUAUGAAUCCCCCAGAAUGCCCCACCGAUUGGUAAGGCUAUCAAUGGGGUAAAACAUUCGCUUAACAAAAUAUAUGCUCAAAGAAUUAUUAUGUGUUUUCUAUGUUGUACAGGAAUCUAAAAUCUACUUAUUAGGAAUGGUACGAGAGGAUAUACUUUAAGCUUUAGAGCUAGAUAUUCGAUUGACAGGGAUAUAGGACAAUAAAGUUCCCUAUGUAGAAAAAUAGCACUUCUUCUUUAACAAAAUUUCAGCAUAUCUUAGUAAAAAAUUAUAUAUUAUAGGCAACAGGGUUUGGUUUUACUUAAACAAAAAUGUACAUAACUAUGGACCAAAUCCGGUGGUUAAUGGCCAAUCAUUGAUUUUAGAUUCCUAUAUGUAACUAAACCAAAGAGUAUUCGUAUUUAUAUAAAAAAUUGUUAAAUGUUAUAUAUAUGUAUUAGGUGUUGAAUAGUUUAUAAUUUAUUAUAUUAAGGAUGUUCGUGUUAUCUUCAAUGUUCUAAAAAUAGGUGAAUAUUUAAUUAACUUUUUGGAGCAUUGUAUAACAGCGAACAACUCUUAUCUCUAAUAUUGGUGUUACUUGUUUAAUGUUUGAAAUAUGUAUAUUAUAUUAUCAAUUUUAAAAGUAACGAUCAGCUUAUCAAUAACAUUUAAGCAUAUAAUUAUAUAUAUAUUGUAUUUAUCGGAUUUUUUAACGUUUCACAUCGCGGAGAGUUAAAAGUACUACAUAUUAAAUGUAUAUAAAAUAUCCGUGUCAAUAGUGUCCCCAAUAUAGGUGUCCACCAGAAUCUGAAUGAAUAGUCAAAUUAACAGAGGAGGUUUUUUAUAUACACCAAAUGUUUCUUGGUAAAGAUUUGGUGUAUUUUUAACACCUCUAAUUUAAGGAUAUCAAUUAUAAUAGUCAAUCUAAGAAAUAUAGUCCAUUAUAAACAUUGCUUUUAAAUGUUAUUUACUAGAAUUUAAGUGUGUAUUACGUACAUCGAUAUUAGAAAAGUUAAUUAGUUAUGAUUAGUUUCGAACUGUUAAUCUAAUUUAUUUUAAAACCUUAUGUUUAAGAGCACCUUAAAUGGUAAUAGAUGCAGUUUUAAUUUAAUCCACUUAAUUAAUUUUAUCGUAGAUUUUAUAGUCUUAUCUUAUCGUAACAAUUAAGAUCACAGUUUUUUUUAUUAAUUUUAUAAAUGACUAUUUAUAAACAAUAUUUUGUUCUAAAGAUAAAUAUUUUAGUCAAUAUAUUUAAGAUAGGAAUAGCAUGACAAUGGAAAUUGAAUGCAGUGAUAACAUAAAAAUAUUCAAUAAAAACUGUCUGAAUAUAUAGGGUCCGACCAAAACAUGCCCUCCAUUCAAUUUCCAUUAUAAAUUAUGAAAUUCUUUUAUUAUAUAGAAUUUAUAUUUUGAUAUUACUUUUCUUUAAUAUAGUAAUAGAUGUUCCUGGGCUUUAUUAUUGAAUCACAAUUUUUCGAGAAUCCUACACAGACAAAACAUCAACCGAUUUCAAAGCGAAGUCCAGGCAACAGAAACGUUUUCCAAUAUUUUUUGAUAAUUAGAUUUUAGUGAAACCUACGACAAUAAUAUCGCCUUAUGGUUAAUAAAUAGGCUACCUAGUAUUAAUUAUCACAAACUGCUUGCAGUUUAAAAACGAUGAUCAGCAAACUGCAUCGAGAAAUCAUUCACGAAAGACUGGCGAUUAUAUUUUUUGUCCAUCUACAUUGAAACAAUAUGCGGAUUGCUGAUUGUCGAAUAAAUUUUUUUAAAAUGAUCUCAUAGAAAUGUGCCGAAGAAAACACAGACAGAAUAAUUUAAAACAAUUUUUCUCGACCUACUAAAAAGAUAAAAGACAUUCUUUGGCACAUUUUAUCUCAUCUUCUUCCAUCAUGUUUGUUUCGUGAUGUUCCUUGUAAAUUUUUCCUAUUAUCUAGCGAGUAGAUAUUAAUUAAAGGGGUUCCUUUGCUAAUAUUAUUGCACAAAUUAAUUAUUCAUGUGCGCCGGUUUUUUUACGGGUUAUCUGGGGUGACUCUUGCGCAAUAAUAUCGAUUGUCCAGGAACCGCUUAAGGACUGCUUGAAUUGUGCAAUACAUACAAGGUGUUACGUAAAAUUUCACCGAUUUCAGAUAUAUUGGCCAACGAAAGUGGCACUUUGUAUGAUAUUUUAUCUGUAUUGUACUGUUCUUGUUAUAACUGAGCCAUUUUCAGACAAUAUCAUUUAAUGCGGGAGUCUUAUGAAACAUUAAAACAUGAUUUUAACAUAUUAACUUAAUGAUACAGAUGAUAAGAUGCACAUUAUUUUAGAAACACCUUAAAAGACGUAGGACUGACGAAACCUAACGAAAAGAUUGUACCUCAUGGCUUUAAAACGACUUAAUUUCUCUCAUUUGCAACACCUGACUCAGUAAUAAUGAAUUUCGCAGUAUUAAUCAACUGUAUGCUUACUAAAAACUGACAUAGAUAUUGAUUGUGGAAAAUAAUAUGGUGUUUAAAAUGUUAACUUAAUAUGUAAGAAUGUAGCACCCAUUAGAUUAUAAAGUUUGCACUUGAAAAAUUAGUGUUGAAAUGUAAUCUGAAUUUAAAAUAAAGUUUUCAAAAAGUA